CUGACCGACCACUCCAUGUUCGCGCAGGGGUCCCGGAGGCGCCGCUCCGGGCGCACGCCUCCAGAUGGUGAGGACCCGGACCGGGGCCAACCCUGCAACUCUUGCCAGGACCAAUGUCCUGGCUUUCUGCUUCACGGCUGGAGAAAGAUCUGCCAGCACUGCAAAUGCCCAAGAGAGGACCAUGCUGUGCGGGCAGUGCCUGUGGACCUUGAACGAAUCAUGUGUCGCCUCAUCUCCGACUUCCAGCGACACUCGAUCUCUGAUGAUGACUCAGGCUGUGCCUCGGAGGAGUAUGCCUGGGUACCCCCAGGUCUCAAGCCUGAGCAGGUUUAUCAGUUUUUCAGCUGCCUUCCCGAGGACAAGAUCCCUUAUGUCAACAGUCCUGGGGAGAAAUACAGGAUUAAACAGUUGUUGUAUCAGCUGCCCCCAUACGACAGUGAGGCACAGUACUGCACUGCACUGGAAGAGGAGGAGAAGAAAGAGCUCCAGUCCUUUAGCCAGCAACGGAAGCGGGAGAAUCUGGGACGAGGCACAGUGCGCAUCUUCCCAGUGACCAUCACUGGGGCCAUCUGUGAAGAGUGUGGGAAGCAGAUUGCAGGUGGGGAUAUUGCCGUCUUUGCCAGUCGUGCGGGCCUGGGAGCCUGUUGGCACCCACAAUGCUUUGUGUGUUCCACGUGUCGGGAGCUGCUGGUGGACCUCAUUUACUUCUACCAUGCUGGCAAGGUCUACUGUGGACGCCACCAUGCCGAACACCUGCGGCCCCGCUGCCAAGCCUGUGAUGAGAUCAUCUUCUCACCUGAGUGCACUGAGGCCGAGGGUCAGCACUGGCACAUGGGCCACUUCUGCUGCUUCGAUUGUGAAGUGUCACUUGGUGGACAACGCUACGUCAUGCGACAGAGCCGGCCACACUGCUGUACCUGCUAUGAAGCCCGUCAUGCAGAAUACUGUGAUGGCUGUGGGGAGCAUAUUGGCCUGGACCAGGGCCAGAUGGCUUAUGAGGGUCAACACUGGCACGCAUCAGACAGCUGCUUCUGCUGUAGUCGCUGCAGGCUGGCCUUAUUGGGCCGCCCGUUCCUGCCACGCCGUGGGCUGAUCUUCUGCUCUCGCACCUGCAGUCUGGGGUUUGAAACCCCAGUUCCCAGGACCGGGCACCACAGCUGGAGCACAAGCAUGGUUUCUGCACCACUAACAGCCUCCACAGCACCUUUCUCUGCAGUGAAGGGGGCAUCAGAGAUGAUCACCAAUGGCACUAGUAACAAGCCAGCCCCUGAUGCAGGACCGGAGGAGCCCAACUGCUUUCUGAGAGGAGCACCUCACCGCCACUCCAUGCCUGAGCUGGGGCUCCAAAGUGUCCCUAAUCCAACUUUGAGGUCCCCCAGCAGAAAGGAUCCAUGCCCAGAAGCAGGUGCUUUUGGUCGCCAGAGUGCUCCACGGGUCAGCUUCCGUGACCCUCUGGUGUCUGAGGGAGGCUCACGCAGAACCCUGAGUGCUCCUCCAUCCCAGCGCAGGAGGCCCAGAAGUCCCCCACCGGGAGUGCCCAGCAGACAUCGCCCCCACCGUCACCACAGCCACUGCCCCCAUUCAAGUACCUUGGGAUUGGAGUCAGACUCAGGAUCUUGCUCCAGUUCAGAAUCCUCGGAAGAUGAUGGCUUCUUCCUCGGAGAACGAAUCCCUCUGCCCCCACACCUUACUAGGCCCUUUUCUGCUCAGGGAACCACACCUAAGACCCCGAAUUCUAUGUCUCCACAGCUCCCCCAGGAAUUGCCCCCAGGGAUGCCUCACCAAGCCAGAGAAAAGAACUGCAUCUUGGCUUGAAGGCAAGGCAGUCCUAGGGGUCUCUGACUCAGCGUAGGUGAUGAUCC
This is a messenger RNA of Suncus etruscus (white-toothed pygmy shrew), 1862 nucleotides long. RefSeq names its product prickle planar cell polarity protein 3 (gene PRICKLE3). Bases 16 to 1815 code for a protein of 599 amino acids. The record is from RefSeq and is a predicted model, not a curated record. NCBI's taxonomy places the organism in Eukaryota, Metazoa, Chordata, Mammalia, Eulipotyphla, Soricidae. Gene Ontology annotation, molecular function: zinc ion binding. The transcript is spliced from 9 exons.